AUGAAGAAAGAGGACAGAGUCAGUUUCAACAAGUUCUUUGGAGACUUCGUGGAAGUCCUAACUCGCUUGGAUGAUUACCAAGUUCUCUCCGUUGAAAUUCCAAAGAGCGACAAAUUUUUUGAGAAUGAUCCAAAGCAAAUAACUACCCACUUCUUAGAAUAUCUGGACAAGUCAGGUAAGAAGAUUAAAAGCGAUAUAUCAGUUUCAUCCAAGUUCAAGGGCCACGACUAUGAAAGCAUCUAUCAAAUUUAUCAUGACUUAAAAAUUGCUUCUAUUAUCAGGUAUUCUGAAAACGAGGAUUUCGAAGAGGAGUGCCACAAUAUCGACAGGUUCUUUCAAGUGGCUACGGAAAUCCUUCUGAAGGAAAGUCUGAGACUAGAGAAUAGUACAGAUCAUCACGAUAAGGAUCUCCGAAAGUCCACGAGAGGUGAGUCACGAAGUAGAAGCGUCAAGCAGGAGUUCCAAGAUAGUGACGAUCCAAGAUCAGAAUUAAGACGUUCCAUCGUUCGCGAUUUUGAGCUGAUUACAACCUCGUACUUGAACAAGUCUGGAUCUGCCCUCAUUCUCUCGGUUUCCAAUGGAGUCCCAAUAUUUUCUUCUUUAAGCACCACCAUAUCCGAGUUAGAAGACAAACAGCCUCAUUUUGAGAGUGAUGCUCCGGCUGAAAAUUUGACAGUCGUUCCCACCUUGAAAUCUUUGACAGCUGAAGAUUUGAUACAACUGUCACCGGGCCAAGGUCCUACUCAACAACUAAGUCCACCAACAGAGAUUUUAGUACAGAAUUUCCACCCGAAUUGGUAUAGCAUCCCGGUUCCCCAAUGGCUCAAGCACGGUGACAACGAGAACGAUUACUCCUUUGCUCCAAUGUUUGAUGAAGCACAGUCAAUUAUUUCAAACGAGUGGAAGGGCAUUAUGUGGCUUCAACAGUAUGGGUUGAAAAGAAUUUCUGAGAUCAAGAGGUCUUUAGAAGCUGAAGAAAUGGACCAGGACGUGCCAGAUGAUAUACAAUCAGAGGCUCAAAAGUUAGAGAAUGGCAACGGAACUUCUGAAGAUCCUGAAUUUGUGCUACAGCCUCAAGCCGAUCCACAGGUUGGAUUAGAGCGUGACUCUUCUGAGGUGUUAAUUCCAGAAAAGGACAGGAGAAAAAGCCACGGUCACGAAGAAGGAGAAGUAGAAGAAGAAGAGCAAGAACAAGAGAUGGAAGAAGAACACGGACACGAAGGUCAAGAUGAUGAUGACGUUGAUAUCGACAUCGACAUAGAUUCUGCUCCAAUCAAUUUAGAGAAUUUGUUGCAAUGGAAAUUUGGAGAGAUCAUUGAAGAUUCCGAAGAAAGCGCUGUUGAGGCACAGAUAGCACAGCAAACUAUCACCGAACUGUUAUUAGAGUUGAACCAGCUUAGAAGACAACGUUUCUUGGAUGGUAAACAUUCGAAUUCCAGGGUUUUCAAACCCAACAAGGUCGAAGUAGUCAAGUUUCACCAGCUGAAACGUAUGCUAAGUGGCCUUAUCAAACACAAAAAUGUAUUACCAAACCAACUAGGAAUGAAACCAAGCACAAAAAUUCCUAUUUUACAACAGAACUAUAACGGAUCGUUGCCCUCGUCGAUGAUGAGUGAUGCUCAUAAUUCACAGGCAGUUCAGAUAUCUGCUUAUAAUAGACCCGGGAGAAGACGCCGUUAA
Messenger RNA from Ogataea philodendri, 1680 nucleotides. RefSeq lists its product as uncharacterized. The transcript has a single exon. The record is from RefSeq and is a predicted model, not a curated record. Bases 1 to 1680 code for a protein of 559 amino acids. Lineage: Eukaryota; Fungi; Ascomycota; Pichiomycetes; Pichiales; Pichiaceae.